Phytophthora nicotianae INRA-310 is the source of this 312-nucleotide messenger RNA. RefSeq lists its product as hypothetical. Bases 1 to 312 code for a protein of 103 amino acids. Lineage: Eukaryota; Oomycota; Peronosporomycetes; Peronosporales; Peronosporaceae. The transcript has a single exon. The record is from RefSeq and is a predicted model, not a curated record.
AUGCGAAAAAAACGUGAGAAAGAGCACCGUAAACGCAAAACAAACGUUGAGAAAGGGGAGAAACGAAGAUUAAGCGAGAACCGAAAGCUCAUGCAGUUGGAAGACAAAGCCACUAGACGUGUCAUGGCAGCUGAAAGACGUUUGCUCACAGCCAAGUUGAAGGAAGACAAACGCGUAGCCACUGAACAGCGCCGAAAAAAUGCCCAAGAGAGAAAAGAAGCUGGAGAGCGAGAUAAAGAGGCAAGGCGGAUGGUCCGGCUCCAGAACGAAGUGCUGCGAGGUAAGAAGUCAGCAAAAAGGGCCAAGAUGUAG